GGGAGUACCUGGAGUGAUCUCUCCUUCUUCCUGCAAAGAUGUAAUUUGACAACUUUACAUAUAAAGGAGCCAAUUUUUGUGUUUCUGUGCACUCUGAGGAGAUUCUCAAGAAAGUAGAAGAUGAAUUCCAAGUCUUGGAUGAUGAUAUUUUCAAUAUUACCUACCCUAAAUCAGGUACCCACUGGAUGUCAGAGAUAUUAAAUCUGAUAAAGCACAAUGGAGAUCCAACAAUGGUCACUACCGUACCCAUGUGGUCAAGGUCCCCAUGGUAUGAAACGGUUGGGGGCUAUGAAGAAGCAGAAAAGCUUACCUCUCCAAGGAUAAUCUCAUCUCAUAUUCCUUCUCAGAUUUUUUCAAAGUCGUUCAUCAAGUCCAAGGCUAAGGUCAUUUACACAAUGCGCAACCCAAAGGACGUCAUUGUGUCAAUGUUCUACUUUUCUAAAAUACUGAAAAUUUUUAAAGAGCCAGAAAAUUUCCAAGCUUUAUUAGAAGACUUUUUCCAAGGCAGUGGAUUGUAUGGCUCUUGGUUUGAUCAUGUGAAAGGCUGGAUGCAAAUGGCGGACAAGGAGAACUUCUUCUACAUCACAUACGAAGAGCUUCAGCAGGAUCUGCGAGGCAGUGUCGUGCGGAUCUGCAAAUUCCUGGGGAAGGAACUGAACGAUGAAGAACUUGACUCGGUUGUAAAACAUUCCUCUUUCAAAGUCAUGAAGGAGAACAAGAUGUCCAACUUCACUCUUAUUCCAGAUGAUGUUUUAGAUAAAAGUAAAGGCACCUUCAUGCGCAAAGGAGUCUCUGGAGACUGGAAGAACCAUUUCACGGUGGCCCAGAGUGAACACUUUGAUAAAGUUUAUCAAGAGAAGAUGAAAGAUCUAAACAUGAAAUUUUUUUGGCAAGAAACAUGAAAACAACACACUUGCCGCUCCUCUUGCUGCUCUGUCCUUAGAUGUACAUGUGAGACUUUGGUGCCAAUCAUGGAACCCUGAAAGCCAACUGUUACUUCCUAUGACAUUUAUCUAAACUGUAGAUAUAGGACAUGUGCCCUACCCCGGGAUAUUCCAUUUGCAAAAAACAUCGGCAGUGCACACUCACUAAUAAAACAUGUAGAAAAAUAAAAACAUGUGUUCUAUUCUUA
Molecule: messenger RNA, 1132 nt
Organism: Xenopus tropicalis (tropical clawed frog)
Lineage: Eukaryota; Metazoa; Chordata; Amphibia; Anura; Pipidae
Product: provisional ortholog of sulfotransferase family 2B member 1
Exons: 7
Coding region: 186-902 (238 amino acids)
Cellular component (GO): cytoplasm
Molecular function (GO): sulfotransferase activity
Source: RefSeq, a predicted model, not a curated record